Messenger RNA from Ostertagia ostertagi, 744 nucleotides. Lineage: Eukaryota; Metazoa; Nematoda; Chromadorea; Rhabditida; Trichostrongylidae. The record is from the annotation of a GenBank genome assembly.
AUGGGGACUCAGACUUUUGGAUCAACGCGUCAUUUAUUUAAGAUAUGUGUGAGCAUGGACCCUGGUUCGGCGCAGGUCACUCUGACGUCCGAUGGACCACCGAAACUGUUCACUUUCGAUGGCGCCUAUUACAUGGAUUCCACCGGGGAGCAGAUAUACAACGAUAUCGUCUAUCCACUGGUUGAGAAUGUCAUCGAGGGUUACAAUGGCACGGUAUUCGCGUAUGGACAGACAGGAUCAGGGAAAACAUUCUCCAUGCAAGGAACAACUUGCAGUCCGUCUUCAGGUAUUGCGAGCAUCCCCGCUCAACGAGGAAUCAUUCCACGAGCAUUCGAACACAUCUUCCUCGCUACAGCUACCACGGAGAACAUGAAGUUUCUCAUCCACUGCAGUUACUUAGAGGCUCGAUUCCUCCGUAGCCAUUCAAUUUUCACCGUUUAUGUGGAGGGAAUGAUGGAAAAUGGCUCGAUCAGGACUGGAAAACUCAACCUCGUAGAUUUGGCUGGCAGUGAGCGCCAAUCGAAAACUGUUUUUUUGUAUACCCAGACCUUGUUUCCAGGUGCUACCGGCGACCGCUUCAAAGAAGCAACGAAAAUCAAUCUCUCGUUGUCCGCUCUAGGCAACGUCAUUUCGGCUCUUGUGGAUGGAAAAUCGAAGCAUAUCCCCUACCGAGACUCAAAGCUCACAAGGUUACUGCAGGUGAGCCUCUUCCCAGCUUUUUCGCGUCUAUCACUCCUUCUUUAG